UUUUGUUGUUGUGUGGAAGUGAAACCGCUCGAAAUGUUCUCUCUAACUCCAUCGCUCCGGCUUUUAGUUCCUCAAUGGAGACGGAGGAACAGCAACUUCUGGAUUUUUCUUCGUUCAACUCGGAAGAUUGGGUUAAUUUCUUGUGUGAAUUCUUCUUCCAUGAACGAUGAUUCAGUUUCAGUGCCGAAACAAGCACAGCUUGAUUAUGAUCCUUCCGAAGAGAUUUUUGGACUUGAAGUCGGUCCGCAGCCAAGGAAUGCUGCUGCUGAAGCAAACAGACCAAGUUCCUGGUUUGGUCCCAAUGGCCAAUAUAUCAGAGAGUUACCUUGCCCAAGUUGUAGGGGCAGGGGCUAUACUCCAUGUACAGAAUGUGGAAUAGAAAGAUCUAGAGUGGAUUGUUCACAAUGUAAUGGAAAGGGAAUAAUGACUUGUCAACAGUGCUUUGGAGAAUGUGUAAUAUGGGAAGAGUCACUUGAUGAGCAGCCAUGGGAGAAAGCUCGCUCUAAAUCUCCAUUCAAAGUGAAGGAAGAUGAUGAAGUAGACAAUUUGGAUAUAAAUUUAAAUGUGCCAAGAAAAUCAAAGCGUGUGUACCAAUCACCUCCUCCUGAAGUUGGAUUAAAGAUCAGCCGAUCACUACGGAGUCUCAAUGCAAAAACAGGAUUGUUUAGUAAACGCAUGAAGAUUAUCCAUCGUGAUCCUAAACUUCAUGCACAAAGGGUGGCUGCAAUCAAGAGAGUUAAAGGAACUCCUGCAGCAAGGAAGCAGGCAUCUGAAGCUUUGAAGGCUUUCUUUCGUGAUCCUGAGAACCGCCGUAAGAGAAGCAUUGCCAUGAAAGGAGUGAAAUUUUAUUGCAGUAACUGUGGACGAGAAGGGCAUAGAAAACACUACUGCCCUGAACUGGAUAGCUUCGUAGCUAAGAGAUACAAAUGUCAGUUGUGUGGAAAAAGAGGCCACAACCGUAGAACUUGUCAGAAGUCCAGGACAGGUGAACCAAAGAGUGGGAAUCAUCCAAGACAUCGCCACUGUAAGGUUUGUGGUCGAAGUGGCCAUAAUCGUAGGACAUGUCCCCAAGUGACUCAGGCGGCUUCAUCAGAGAAAGGGCAGCUGACUUCAAAGACCGGAUCUUAUACCUGUAGUUUAUGUCUUAGAAAAGGGCACAAUAUUAGGACAUGCCCCACUAGGAAGGACUCACAGGAAGACUUAACCCCCAAAAGUUCUUAAGGGGAACACUACUAUGGUCUUUCUUGUGGGGUCUACAUCUUUGAUAAAUUGAUACUUGUAAAAAUAUUGUUUUGAUGAAUGCAUGAACCACCAUUCUAUCA
Molecule: messenger RNA, 1322 nt
Organism: Macadamia integrifolia
Lineage: Eukaryota; Viridiplantae; Streptophyta; Magnoliopsida; Proteales; Proteaceae
Exons: 8
Coding region: 34-1221 (395 amino acids)
Biological process (GO): positive regulation of cytoplasmic translation
Cellular component (GO): cytoplasm
Molecular function (GO): single-stranded RNA binding; mRNA binding; zinc ion binding
Source: RefSeq, a predicted model, not a curated record